This is a messenger RNA of Acanthosepion pharaonis, 711 nucleotides long. Lineage: Eukaryota; Metazoa; Mollusca; Cephalopoda; Sepiida; Sepiidae. The record is from the annotation of a GenBank genome assembly.
AUGACAAAUUACUGCAUUAGAAAAUGUUCAUUAAUCACCGAAUCUGCUUGCCCCACUAUCUCUUUGUUUAUCCUUCCUUGUCCCACUUUUCUCUGUUAUCCUCUCCUUGACCCAUGCAUCUUCUUUCUUCCCUUCCUUGCUCUGAACUUUCUUUCCACACGCCAUUUUUAUCGCCACCAUCUCUUUACCUGUUUCCUCACUUGUUACCUCCUCCUAUUUCCUUCUCAUUUUCAUCACCCCCAUCUCUUCUCGUUUUUCCUCUUAUUGUUUCCUCCUCGUUUUCAUCGCCCCCGUCUCUAUUCCUGGUUCCUCCUCGUUUUCAUCACCCCUGACUCUUUCACUGUUUCCAUUUUCAUCGCCCCCGACUCUUUCACUGUUUCCUUUUAUUCAUCGCCCCCUCUUUCCCCUGGUUCCUCCUCCUUUUCAUCGCGCCCGUCUCUAUUCCUGGCUCCUCCUCGUUUUCAUCGCCCCUGUCUCUAUUCUUGGUUCCUCCCCCUUUUCAUCGACCCCGUCUCUAUUCCUGGUUCCCCCCCCCUUUUCAUCGACCCCGUUUCUCUUCCUGGUUCCUCCCCUUUUAUCGCUCCCGUCUCUAUUCCUGGUUCCUCCCCUUUCGUCGUCCCCGUCUCUAUUCCUGGUUUCUCCUCUUUUCAUCACCCCGUCACUAUUCCUGACUCCUCCUCGUUUUCAUCGCCCCCCUGUCUCUAUUCCUGA